AGAGACUGAAGAAGUGAAUAUAAAAAGGGUUUGUGAGAGGCAAAGAGAACCAGAUCCACCAUCUCCAUCCAUUCUGCAAGACAAGAGACGGUUUGAGAAGAUGUGGAGGUUAACGUGUGUCAGUUUGGCCCUGCUCUUAUCUGUUCAAGGUUCACUUUCUCAGUUGAAUGUUUGUGGACAAGCUCCUCUAAACACCCGUAUUGUGGGUGGUGUGGAUGCCUUUGAGGGGUCGUGGCCGUGGCAGGUCAGUCUGCACAGCUCCACCUAUGGAGGUCAUUUUUGCGGAGGAUCCCUCAUCAACAAUGAAUGGGUGCUGACGGCAGCUCACUGUUUACCUGGUGUCAGUGCAUCCAGUCUCCGUGUGUACUUGGGAAAGAGGACACAACAGGGAGUCAAUACCUAUGAAAUCAGUAGAAAUGUCGUCACAAUCAUCGUUCACCCCUCCUACGACAGUCAAACCAGCGACAAUGACAUCGCUCUGCUGCGCCUGUCCUCCACCGUUACCUUUAAUGACUAUAUUAGACCCGUGUGUCUGGCAGCCCAGACCAGCGUCUUCAGUGCCGGCACCAGCAGCUGGAUCACAGGAUGGGGAAACAUUCAAUCUGGAGUGAGCCUAGCUGCUCCUGGGACUCUGCAGGAAACUAUGGUUCCAGUGGUCGCUAAUGGUCAAUGUAAUACUCUGCUGGGUUCUGGAUCUGUUACCAACAACAUGAUCUGUGCUGGUUUAUUGGAGGGAGGCAAAGACACCUGCCAGGGUGACUCUGGAGGUCCAAUGGUGAGCAAGCAAUGUUUGGUGUGGGUUCAGUCUGGUAUCACCAGCUGGGGUUAUGGCUGUGCCGAUCCCAACGCACCUGGUGUUUACACGCGUGUUUCACAGUAUGAGAGUUGGAUCUCCACCACCAUUGUCCAGAAUCUCCCAGGAUUUGUCGUCUUCAACCCCUCAAGCACGUGCCAACCUGUUUCUACCACCUUACCUGUUUCUACUACAUCUCCUACUUCUACCACCUCAACCGCUUCUACUACCUUAAGAGAUGUACCCUCUUCUACUACCUUAAGAACUUCUACUACUUCAGCAACUACCCUAAGACCUCCACCCAAUCAGAAAAGAGAUGUGUGGGUCACUGCACAACUAUAUAAAAGGGACUGUAAGAGUCACUUUGUACCAAAUUACCACCAGCAUCCUGCUAAGGAACAGAGUGACUGUGUGAAGAUGUGGAGAUCAACGUGUGUGACUUUGACCCUGCUCAUGUGUGUAAAAGGUUCACUUUCUCAGCUGAAUGUUUGUGGACAAGCCCCUCUAAACACCCGUAUUGUGGGUGGUGUGAACGCCCCCGAUGGGUCGUGGCCGUGGCAGGUCAGUCUGCACAGCUCCACCUAUGGAGGUCAUUUUUGCGGAGGAUCCCUCAUCAACAAUGAAUGGGUGCUGACGGCAGCUCACUGUUUACCUGGCGUGACUAUAUCCAGUCUGCGUGUGUACUUGGGAAGGAGGACACAGCAGGGAUCCAAUGCCAAUGAAGUCAUGAGAACUGUGAGAACGAAAGUCGUUCACAGCUCUUACAACAGCAACACAAAUGACAAUGACAUCGCUCUUCUGCGCCUGUCCUCCACUGUUACCUUCAAUAACUACAUUAAACCUGUUUGUCUGGCAGCCCAGACCAGCGUCUUCAGUGCCGGCACCAGCAGCUGGAUCACAGGAUGGGGAAACGUUCAAUCUGGAGUGAGCCUACCUGCUCCUGGGACUCUGCAGGAAACUAUGGUUCCAGUCGUGGACAACACUCGAUGUAAUACUCUGCUGGGUUCUGGAUCUGUUACCAACAACAUGAUCUGUGCUGGUUUAACGCAGGGAGGCAAAGACACCUGCCAGGGUGACUCUGGUGGGCCAAUGGUGAGUCAGCAGUGUACAGUGUGGGUUCAGGCUGGUAUCACCAGCUGGGGGUAUGGCUGUGCCGAUCCCAACUCUCCUGGGGUUUACACCCGCGUGUCUCGAUAUCAGUCUUGGAUCACGAACAACAUCGCUCAGAACCUGCCGGGAUUUGUCACCUUCAACCCCCCAAACUCAUGCUCCUCUGCCAGCCUAACCUCAACCUCCUGUAGGGGAAGAUGCAACGAGAAGUACAACCCUUCAAAUCGCUGCAACUGCAAUACUAACUGCACGACAAAAUGCUGCAGUGAUUAUAGACAGCGCUGUGCCGUGUGAAGUAUGUCAUAAUUCCCUGGAUUAUUCAAAAACAGGUUUAUAAGCAACUCACUUGCACACAAGUCAGGUGCUAAAAGAUCUUUAUCUGCCUGUUCUGCCAGAGAUUUUACUUCAGCGCUGCUUUGGAAACGUUGCACAGUGCAAACAGUCUGUCACAGAUUGGCUUCACUGACUACACUCAGGGGUGUAAAUGUAUAUUGUUUAUGUUCAACAUAAGUUUAACAACAGCACCU
Molecule: messenger RNA, 2430 nt
Organism: Rhinichthys klamathensis goyatoka
Lineage: Eukaryota; Metazoa; Chordata; Actinopteri; Cypriniformes; Leuciscidae
Product: transmembrane protease serine 9-like
Exons: 16
Coding region: 101-2197 (698 amino acids)
Biological process (GO): proteolysis
Molecular function (GO): serine-type endopeptidase activity
Source: RefSeq, a predicted model, not a curated record